AACAGAAUAAUCUUUCAAUCUCUCCAUUUUCAAAGAUUCUACCUUUUCUCGAGAUCGCCGCCGUAAUAAUCUCAUUGCGCUCAUUGGUGAAGAAGACAAUCCAAUCCCUAAUUCGUGUAUGUCAGAUUCUGUGCCCGGCGAUUUUCUGUCCGAUCCACUUCUCGCCUCCGGAGCCUUCAUCUCCUCCGCCGGUGACGGAACCCUAGGCAGUAGUGCGAAGCGGCGACCGAUUCAGGGAGGUACCGGAGUUUCUGGUUCGGGUGAGAAGGUACGCAUUGGGAUGGCUAACGGUACAGAUCAGAUGAAUCCACCGCAGGAUAGUUCAGGUCAUCAGUCCGAAUCGAAGUCGCGGAAGCGUGCGGCGCCUGGGGAUAAUUGGUUGCCUUCUGGUUGGAGAGUUGAAGAUAAAGUUCGAACCUCUGGUGCUACGGCUGGUUCGGUUGAUAAGUACUAUUACGAACCAAACACAGGCCGUAAGUUUCGGUCCAGGACUGAGGUACUCUACUACUUACAACAUGGAACCUCUAAAAAAGGCGCCAAGAAAGCAGAGAAUACAGAUUUCAAUCCAGACCAUUUGGAAGGCCAAGGAAGCAAUAAAGCCAUCAGAAAAGCUAGAGAGCCUCCACGGCCGCCCCCUCCAUUGGACUUUGAUUUUAAGAAUCCACCAGAGAAGGUAAGCUGGUCAAUGGGGAACACAAGAGAAGAAGCUUGGACACCUAUUAUUGGGGACGUCAAGGUUCAAGACUCAGUGAGACGAGAUUGGAGCACUGCGUUUACAUUCAUCACGAACAGAAACCCAAGCAAACUGUCGUUGUGAUUUGUGAAGACGAUGAUGGCAAAAUUUUUGGGACAUUGCAUCUAUUGUAAGAUAAACAGAGAUGUUACGGUUACUUAAUUGGGUGAUUCUUGUUUUAGUUUUCUUCAUUCAUCAACUUAUGUGUACGAUAAUUCAUUGGAGCUAUAUCUGCGUUUGCGUUUGGAAUGUGAUGAGUUUGAAUUUGAA
Capsella rubella is the source of this 1003-nucleotide messenger RNA. RefSeq names its product methyl-CpG-binding domain-containing protein 6. Gene Ontology annotation, molecular function: DNA binding. Bases 119 to 817 code for a protein of 232 amino acids. The record is from RefSeq and is a predicted model, not a curated record. The transcript is spliced from 3 exons. Lineage: Eukaryota; Viridiplantae; Streptophyta; Magnoliopsida; Brassicales; Brassicaceae.